CCUUUCCAAUAGAAAAUGAAGACUUCCUUGGUCUUCUUACUGGUGCAUAUAUUUUGCCAUCUUUGCAGAGCUCAGAAACACAGCAGUGACAAUGAUAUCUUGCUUCAAGCUCCUAAUGUUGAGAGCGGGGAAAAGAAGGAACAGACGCAGAGGUCCGGGACUGAAGCUGAGGAAGGUGAACAAGAGCUGCUGAUUCAGUCUGACAUCUGGGCUGAACUGAGGCAUCUGAGAGACAUGGUGGUGGAGCAGAAAGUAGAGCUGAGGCACCUGACGGCCAGAGUAACCACAGCUGAGAGCCUGGUGGAGGCCUUGGAGAAGGAGAAUUCAGCCAUGGAGGCCAGGAUGACAGCUGCUGAGAGCUUGGCAGAGGAACUGCAGAUGGAGAAUGAUGUGCAAUCUACAGAGCUUUCAGUCACUCAGCAGAAGCUCAGCACUCUACAGCAAAGACUGACAGUCAGUGAAGGCAGCAUAGAGGAGCUGGAGAAACAGCAGGAAGGACAAACGGCUGCACUGCAGGAACUUGCCAACAAAGUGAGCCACAGUGUGGCUUUUUCUGCCUCCCUUUUGGCAUCUGGGGAUGGUAACACAAACGCAGGCCCAGAUUUUGUUCCACUCAUCUACAAAAAUGUCUUUACCAACAUUGGACAUCACUACAACCCAAACACAGGUUUCUUCACUGCACCAGUGAGAGGAGUGUAUUUCUUUAGAUUUACUGGCCAUGUAGCACACUCUGAAAUUGCUAUGGUAAUGAGACUUGUCAAGAAUGGACAUCUUUUAGUUACAGCAGCUGACCGUCACACCACAGAUACAGAUAUGGAGGACAAUGCAUCCAAUGGUGUAGUGUUGCAGUUAGAAGUGGGAGAUGUUGUUUCGGUACAACUUGUGGGAAAUGUUUGGGAUGACCACUAUCACAGAACAACCUUUAGUGGCUUUCUGCUCUUUCCUUUGUAAGAUAUUACAAUUGUCAACAUGAGAGCUACACAAAGGGGCCAAUUUGUGUAAUUUCAAUAAUGACUGCCCAUUUAUUAAAGUGUCCUAAAAACGACACAAAAAAGUGAUUAAAAAAAAAAAUUCUACCAUAAGACAAGUUUAUGAAAAUAAAAACAAAAACAACAUAAAAGUUUGUAUUCACCUCCACAUCUGAAUCUUCUAAUAUUUCUCCCAUCAUCUACUGCUCCCCCACCCUAAAAAAAGACAAUGAUGAAUAGGUCAUUCUAAAUUGUUUGAACAUGUUUUAAGACAUGUACAAUACUCACUAAAAUAUAAUAUUGAUAAUUUGUGUCUGAUAUGGUGCAUAAAGUGCAUCUACUCUUUCUCCCUCAUUGAAAAAUGCUGAAUCUAUGACUAUGCAAAUGUUAUAAACUUCAAAAGUCAAAGGUUUACUUGAAUGUGAUUGGCUUCCAAAGAAGUUUU
Sander lucioperca (pikeperch) is the source of this 1413-nucleotide messenger RNA. RefSeq lists its product as uncharacterized. The transcript is spliced from 6 exons. Lineage: Eukaryota; Metazoa; Chordata; Actinopteri; Perciformes; Percidae. The coding region runs from base 16 to 951 and encodes 311 amino acids. Gene Ontology annotation, molecular function: protein binding. The record is from RefSeq and is a predicted model, not a curated record.